GCCGCUUCCUGUAGCGGGGCGAGCGGUGCCGGCCCGGGGCGGCGGCGAUGGGUGGUGGCAGGUCAGGCCUCCGUCCGGGGUGGGGCCCCGCUUGCCUCUGGGUGACGCUUGCGUUGGCCUGGGGCGCGGGGGCCGCGCUCGCCGCAGAGGGGCCGGGGGCGGCGGCGGAGGAGGAGGCGGCGGCGGCUGUAGCGGCUGUGCCGUGCGGGGCGGAGGGGUGGGCGCAGGAUGCUGUCCCGCCGGGCGCGGCCUUCGUGGCCGCCGCGUCCUACCGCGGCCCCGGCAACAACGACACGCGGAGCAACAAGGUGCUGCCCAUCCUGCUGUGGUGGAGCGGGAGCCUCUUCCCACACUUCCCCGGCGACACGGAGCGCAUCGACUGCCCGCGAGGCUCCUGCCUCGUCACCCGCAGCCGGCGGGUGGCCCGACACCGCCGCACCAAGGCCCUCAUCUUCUACGGCACCGACUUCAGGGCCUACGAGGCGCCGCUGCCCCGCCUGCCCCACCAGACCUGGGCGCUCUUCCACGAGGAGUCCCCCAUGAACAACUACGUCCUCUCGCACUCGCCGGGUAUCCAGCUCUUCAACUACACAGCCACGUUCCGCCGGGAGUCGGACUAUCCCCUGACGCUGCAGUGGCUGCCCGGCGUGGGGUACCUGCGGGGCCCGGCGGUGCCCCUGGCCGAGAAGGACGCGUGGCGGCAGAAGGGCUAUGCCCCGGUGCUGUACAUGCAGUCCCACUGCGAUGUCCCCUCGGACCGGGACCGCUACGUGCGGGAGCUCAUGAAGUACAUCCAGGUUGACUCCUAUGGGAAAUGCCUGCAUAAUCGUGAGCUCCCCAGUGAACGACUGAGAGACACUUCUACAGCAACCACAGAAGAUUCUGAGUUUAUGACUUUUAUCGCCAGGUACAAGUUCCAUCUGGCCUUGGAGAAUGCCAUAUGUGAUGACUACAUGACAGAGAAGCUGUGGCGUCCAAUGCACCUGGGGGCUGUCCCAGUCUACCGAGGCUCCCCAGCUGUGCGGGACUGGAUGCCAAACAACCUCUCCAUUAUUCUGAUAGAUGACUUUGACAGCCCCCAAGAGCUGGCAAAGUAUCUUGACUUCCUGGACAAGAAUGGAGAGGAAUAUUUGAAGUAUCUAGAGUAUAAAAACCAUGGUGGAAUCAAAAACCAGUUCUUGCUAGAGAGCUUGGAGAGGCGGGAAUGGGGGGUGAAUGACAUGACUCUGCCCAAUUACCUGAAUGGCUUUGAGUGUUUCAUCUGUGACAGGGAGAACACCCGGGUCAAAGAGGAGCAGGAACACAGAAAGUCUCAUGGGAAAAUUCCAGCUCCCAGACCUCGCAUAGCUCAGUUCAAGCACAUGGGCUGUCCUAUGCCCACCCCUGGGUUUGGAAACGUUGAAGACCUCUCUGGAGGAGACAGUUGGAAAGAGAUGUGGCUGCAGGAUUAUUGGCAAAGCCUUGAUCAGGGUGAGGCCCUCACUGCUAUGAUUCAUCGCAAUGAGACGCAUCAGGGAAGAUUUUGGGACUAUAUGCAUGAGAUUUUUCUCAAGAGGACAAGGCAGCACUGACCCAUCUUUGUAAGAGAUUGAUUUGAAAAUUGCAGUGGAAGUUGAGGUUGUAAAUUCUUACCUCACUCCAAAUGUUUGCCUUGAAAUAGAAGAAAAACUCUCACAGAGACUGUUUUUUUCUGGUUCAUGAAGUAAGUUUCUGUUAUGAUUGGAUUUCAGCAGUGGAGAUCUUAGCAACAACUUUGAUUUGAAUUUCAGCUCUGUGGCAUGAAGCCACUCCUGAAUUGCAGGUGUCAACGUGUGGGGCAAAAGAGGAAUUUACUCUCCUUUUGUAUUUGUAUCGUCCUUGUGGCUUACAUGACCCCGGAGGAGCACCUCUUCAAACUCUUGCUAAAAUGUCCAAAGUUAUUUCAGGGAUUUUUUUUAAUGUCCAAAAUAUUAAGCAUUUUUUAUAAGUAUUUUAUCAGUCACUUUUUCUCUUCAUGAAGGUGUACUUCUAGCUGCUAUUAACAAAUAGUUUUUUCAGUGAAGGACUUGCGAAAGACAAAUGUCUGUGGAGAGCAAUUGUGCCUUACGAAAUUGCAGCAAUAAAGUCUCUUCUUUCCAAGUAAAUGUGCCUCAAAUACUCCUGCUUUUUAGGGUAACUGUAUACCUAUGGGCAGGUCACUUUACUCUCUGCCUGAUUUUUGUCUUAAAAACUUACCAGGUGACACAUACAAUGGGGUGAGAGAUUACAUUAUUUAAUUUACAACGUUUAACAAUGUAUUUCACACGAGGACAUGUAUUACCUGGUAUUGUGACUUCUUAUUUAUUAUCUCCUUAAUGCUAGCCUUUGAUCUGUCCUUUCUGAGUAUCUGCAGCUUUGUGCAAGGACAAAUACAUUUCAACAAUGGUGCCUUUCCAGUGGUCUCUGCAGUUUGGAUGCAAACUUUGCGGUCCUUCUGUGCUGAAACAGAUGACCAGAAUCAGGUGCACUGAGAUGUUUUUCUGUCUUUACCAAAUCUUAACACAGUAUGAUCCUGGUCUCUUGACUAGCGUUCCUUAGUCUAAGUGAUGAUAUGUGAAUACAUCUUCCUUGUUGUGUAGCCUGUAUCUCUUAGAGAUGUAAGCCUGCUGUCCCCUGCCAUGUUGGGUACCCUUCUGACACAAUUGAUUUUUGCAUUGGAGACCAAUUCACAGUGUCAUGGGUUUAAAAAGCACAGGCAAAUAGGGCCACACUGCAGUCAUGUCUGUAAUGGUGUAAUUGUAUUUUGUUUCUCCAUUUCUCCUCCCUCUUCAGAAGUAACUACUGAUUAAAUAGUCACAGUUUAUCCAUGCCUAAGACAGAAUGUUGGUACGGCAAACCUAGAGCCUGUGGGGUAGUUUCAUUUUGUAGGGCAGCUCACACAUGGCUAUGGGAAGUCUGAAGCUUGUUAGUGAAAAUUAGGAACGGGACCAAAUCUACAUUCUGUCCCUGAUUAAGUCACUAUUGCUUAGCUGUGGAUAGAUCACUUAAUCUCUUUUUUUUUUUUUCAUCCCUCAAAUUCCCAGUGAUAAUGUUGUAGAUACAAUAUUUUAGGUGUUACACCCAUAUAGGUAAUAAUAUGCAUCUCAGUGUUUGUCUUUCAGGUAAUAACAGUACUGUCAUGUUAGAGCAUCUUGACAGAGGAGACUUCAGACCCAUAGCUGUCACUGUAUUAUUGUAAAUGUAGAAAAUGCAUAUGCUAUACAAUCUCAUCCAGUGUUUCAUUAGGAGAAAAAUGUUUUUUUAAUCUCCCUUCUGUAAUAAUAGUAACAAAUUGUUCUUCAGCUAAAAUGCAUUCAUCAGUUUAAAUUCCUUUUUUCUUUAUUCCAUUUACCCAGGAGACAUGAAUACUGAAGGGAAUGUAUCUGAAUCAAUUGUUAAAGUGGAUUACUCAAAUCUGGUUAAGAUUUCAGGUAUGUGUAUUCAGGAUGGAAGUGGCCACAAUGUGCUUGAGAAGUAAAUUAAGAUAAAACAAAUUAAGGCUACUUUAGUAGUGAAUGUCCACUUCUACUGAGCAGUUUAAUUAUAUUUAAAUAAAUGGCUUGAAUUAAUGCCUCCAGUUACUUCAGAUUCUCUUUAUUCAUUUUAUGAUCUUAGUUGUGUUUUAGUUGUCUUUCUGCUAAUCCAAGUGAAUAUGUGAAUGCAGACAAGGAGAAAGGUCACUGCAGCAACUAGUAAUAUUUUGGAAAAAGGCUAAAGAUUUCUGAUCUGGACUGCUAAUUUGAUUUCUCACUUCACUGCUUGAAAUCCAAACCAGCUAGGUGGUGGCUGAAUGUUGUCACUUAUGUCAUGACUACCUUCCAGAUUACAUGAUACUCGGAAUGAACAGUGUAUACAAUAUCCUCCUUAAUUAAAUUCUUACAGUGCAGGUGCCCAUACUCAUAAAAACACACAACUGCGACUAAUCCUGAAUUUUAGCAAAGAUGCCAAAUACUGCGGAUGAUAACAAGAUCAUCUCUAUAAACCUUCUAGGUAGGCUUCUACUAACUGGGGUGAGUCACUUCGCUGCUUGUCUUUCAUUUUGCCUGUUUACUGUAUGAGGGAGGCUUUCAAAGCUGUCAGGAUAGCUUUAUUCACUGGCAUUAAUGUUCUAAAAAUAGGUAUCUCCUUACUACUGCUCAUAUGAAGCACUAGUAGAUUCUACUGAUACUGUGUCUCAGAAUUGUCUUGACCACCUAAGUUUAUGCCUUCCGAGAUGUGAGAGAGGAGAAACAAAUGGCUGACAAAAGGUUAAAAAUCUAGCAAUCCAGUUCAUUACAUUGGACAAGCUGAAGUUCUCAUUCUCCUGAUGAAACUGUGAUACCAGGUGCUGCCUAAUUUUCAGUAAGAAGCUGGGUAUUUUAUAUACUGAAUUAAUUCUUUGUGUUUUCUGCCCUUUAGCAAGGACUGCAAUUUUUAGGAAGCGCGUAACCUCACUGAAGAAUAUUGAUUUGAUACCUAACAUUGAUAAUUUCUAGAACUGAAAAAUAAUUGCCUUUCCUUAUUUCUGUCACUGUAGUAAUUUUCAGACUGAAGGAUCUCUGGGUACUCUAUGAUGGUAAGUAGAAUGAAAGCCAACCAACAGUGGAUGUGUGUGUGUUUAGAGGGAAAAGGAGAAUGAGCUUCUUUCCCUGGAAAUGGCCUGAAAAGUGCAGCAGCUGGAAAAUCACAGCAGAAAUGCCCAUCUUGCACCUUGGCAAAGGGUAGUUUUAACUGGUGUGGAAGAACAAGUAACUCCUAAAGGACUGGGAACAGGAUAAAUUGAAUUGAAGCACAGCCAACCAGGGACAUCGCUGUUUAGACAGGCUUUGCCAUGCUAGACAAGCAGCCAUCUGCCUCCCUUACCAUCCUUUCAUAUGUACUCUUCAGCCAUUGUCCCAAGAGAGCACUCCCUUAAUGAUUCAUUGUCAUCAAUUUAGUUGGAUUUAAUUAAGAUUGUUGAUGGCUCUCCAGGUGCUUUCUGAGAAGUUGUAUUAAUGGGAAAUAUACAGGGUGGCAGGUUCCUUCAUUCUGCCCGGAGACCUCUACUGACAGGCUAAAAUUAAUCAGAGACAAAAUCCUUUUAGUGAUAUGACCAGCUGAGCCAAAGCCUAUGUCAGGCUUUAACAAUCUCAUGAUUCAGUAUCUUGGAGCUGGCACUGAGAGAUAUAUGACCCUGCAGGGGGACUAGGGAGGGUGGAGAAGAAUGGAGCUGCAGGAUUUGUUCCAGAGCUCUGACAUGACUGGCAUCUUAAUUUGUAUGCUGUUACGUACAUUCUUUCUUGCAGAAAAGCCCCAUCUAAUGCUGAAGUGUCUCAGCUAGAGAUGAUUCUGGGGAUUUGGGAAUGGAUCAGAGCAGAUCGUGAUACUUUGUGGCAUCUCUGAGCAAAUAAGGAGGCUCCAGGUAAUUUGCAGUGGAACUGGGCUGGAUUUGAGUAGAUCUGGGAGUUAGGGAUUAGGGAUGGCAGCUCAGAGCUAGUCAGGUGGACAGAAUAAUGCAGGGUGGCUGAUCUGAUUGAGAUAGCUGAGGAUAAGGUAAGCUAGUGUUGGGGCUUGGGGCUGACAUCAGAAGAGCAAUUGCAGCUGUCACUGUGCUAUGAAUAUAAAUGAAUGCGUUUGUGCUAAUAAGUGCAUGAAGUGCUAAUACUGUUCAAACACAAUUGCUCAGCAGACAGGAGUAAGUCUGAAACCUCUUAAAGAGGUAUUUCAAGCAACAGUCUCAUUUUAAUUGUGUAUUUUAUUACAGCAUUGUUAGCAUUGUAUUUAAUUGUGUCGUAACAUCAUAAUUGGCCCUUAUACCAGUUGUAAUACAGGUUCUUUUCAAACCUAAUACUAAUAGUUUAUCUCUGUGGUUCAUUUUGGUUUUGACUAGCUGAAACACAGGCUACAAUUCAGCUUUAAGUAUGCUGAUGCAAGUAAAGAAGUUCUAAAUACAGUUAGAAUUUUACAUGGUUUUUGUAGUUGUGCAUUCAAGAUUCCCAAUGAAACAUCUGUGGGGUUCACUGCUCUGUGUGUUGAGGGACCUGGGUUCCCGACUGUACCUGUAAAGUCAGCACUUCUGUCUCAUCCAUUAGUGUCUCUGUGCUAUCAGCUAUAUAAAAUGCAGGUUAAUGGAGAGACCCGGAUAUACAGUAAUACACCUCUUCUGUAGUUCCACGUUCUGCAUGGUGUGUGCAGACACCAUUACAUACCUUAUUCUGUCUGCUUGGGAAUAUUUUAGGCUGGUGCUCCAAUCCCAGGCUCAAUGCCAAA
Messenger RNA from Pezoporus occidentalis (night parrot), 6225 nucleotides. RefSeq names its product fucosyltransferase 11 (gene POFUT4). NCBI's taxonomy places the organism in Eukaryota, Metazoa, Chordata, Aves, Psittaciformes, Psittacidae. Gene Ontology annotation, molecular function: alpha-(1->3)-fucosyltransferase activity. Bases 48 to 1571 code for a protein of 507 amino acids. The record is from RefSeq and is a predicted model, not a curated record. The transcript is spliced from 3 exons. Gene Ontology annotation, cellular component: Golgi membrane.